AUGUCAAAACCAUGGGCCGACACGCCAUUGAGAUUAAUCUCAGAGACGCGGUUCAAAGAACGCUCUGAUAUCCCAGAUGGCCAUUUCGCAAUUACCUGUGCCCAGAACAUGGCCAGCCUCCACAACGUAAUCAUCCGCUCAUUCAACUCUUCGUACAACCAGUGUCUCGCCAUCAAACCGGACACCGUCGAUGCGACCGACUUUAUUUUCUACAACAAAACCUUGUAUAACAAUAUACGUAGCCACCACGGCAUAGAGGAAGAUUUCAUGUUUCCCGAACUGGUAAAACUCACUGGAAUCCAAGACAUCAUGGACCGAAAUAUACAACAGCACAAGGACUUCGAGGAAAGCCUUGAGAAGUUCCGUGAAUAUGUGUUUCAGGUUGAUGCUAAGUCGUAUGACGGGAAAAAAUUGCAGGGGCUCCUGCAUGAUCUAGGACCAGUGCUCCAUAAGCAUUUAACGGAAGAGAUCCCGACGCUCCUGGAUCUUGCAAAGUAUGAUGCGAAAAAAUUGGAGCCUUGGUGGCACCUUACCUCUAAAUAUGCGCAGAAACAUGUUGAUCCAUUCGGAAAUGCACCACUAACGUUGGGCUGUAUUGAUAACACAUUCCUUCUGGAUGGUAAACCUCUCAUCUACCCACCUGUCCCGACGUUUGUCAAGUACCUAUCGAAAUUCGUUCUUGAGCGGCGGUAUGCAGGUGCAUGGCGUUUCAAUCCGUGUGAUGCAUUCGGGAAUCCCAGGCCUCUUGUCUUUCCGAAUCCAGACUGUACUACAGAAUAA
This is a messenger RNA of Paracoccidioides brasiliensis Pb18, 780 nucleotides long. RefSeq lists its product as uncharacterized. Bases 1 to 780 code for a protein of 259 amino acids. The transcript has 2 exons. The record is from RefSeq and is a predicted model, not a curated record.